Messenger RNA from Durio zibethinus, 1371 nucleotides. RefSeq lists its product as uncharacterized. Lineage: Eukaryota; Viridiplantae; Streptophyta; Magnoliopsida; Malvales; Malvaceae. The record is from RefSeq and is a predicted model, not a curated record.
AUGUCAAACCAACCGGCACCAACUCGUCCCUGGUUUCGUUUAGCAUCCAUAGCAAGGCCAGCACCCCAAGCACCUACUCCAACCCCUGAACCCGUUCCAGCCCCGCCACGAGCAACCACUGUUCGACCUGCGUUCAGGCCUGCAGUACAGGCUCAGCCUCCACCAACUCAACCUCAAGCACCCACCGCUGCUCCACCACUUGCGGGUGGUGUUUCUUCGGUUCCAACAUCCCCUGUUGCUGUUGGUAGAGUUUCUCAGCCGACUUCCCCUUCUGAUAAAAGAACUACAAGGUCCCCAGGGAAGAACGGGCCAACUACUUCUCCACUGAUAGCAGCAAUCACUGCGUCAGUGCCAACUUCUCCAGCCAAGCCAGUGGCAACUACUGCCUCUGUGCCAACUUCUCCAGCCAAGCCAGUGGCAACUACCGCCUCUGUACCAACUUCUCCAGCCAAGCCACUGGCAACAACCGCCUCUGUACCAACUUCUCCAGCCAAGCCACUGGCAACAACCGCCUCUGUACCAACUUCUCCAGCCAAGACAGUUCCAACUACAACAUCAGUGACACGUUCCCCAACCCAAAAACCUGCCUCCUCCGUAACGACCACGACUCGUGAGCCUACCCCUAUAGAAGCAACAACCACAUUUCUCAAACCAGCCAUACAAUCUCCAAUUCAAUCACCAAAGAUCAAACCACCAACUGCUCCGCCACCUUCUCCUUUAACUCUCCCACCUCCCCAGUUGAAAGCUCAAGCUGAGCUUGAACCCAAGAUCCCUGUUGAGGCAGAACAAAAGACCGUGCUCAUUCAAAAGACGAUUGACAAGCCCAAGGGAUGGCUAUUUGGUGCCUCUCAAAAGGAUCUUGGUGACACUCGAAGGCCUGGCAUUCCGCUGAAUGGACAGAAAGAACCGUCGAAGGAUGGUGAGAAGAAGGAGAAAGAUCAUGGCAAGAAGUUUUCUUCAGAUUCUGAGGAUGGCGGCAUGAGGGUCAUAACAAUUGCUGGUGAAAACAAAGGUGCUUUCAUGGAAUUAAUUAAAUCACCCCAGAAAAAUGGCUUUCAGGGAAGUCCUCAUCGUCUCCAAAAGAAGGUCAAUUCUUCUAAAACAGGCAGCGAUGGCAGUGACUACCAAAGCUACAGCAGCGGUGAGGAAGGUGAUCGCAAGAUGAAGGACAAGAGCAAGAGCAAGAGCAACACAUCAAAGACAACGCCCAUGAACGCAUACAUGAACAGCAAUGUGCAAGGCGUUAAUAACUCAAUUGUCUACAAUUCUUCAUGCACUCACCAUGACCCUGGUGUGCACCUUUCUCUCCACAGAAAACCAACCGGUGGCGGAUUCCAUGUCAAGGAACGCACCAAUGGCUACAACAGCUAG